AUGAACCCAAGUCCUGUUACCGAAAGGCUCCAAAUGCUAAAGGGGCUCCUCAUCGCUUUGGCCAACUUUUUAAGAGAAAACAAGGAGGUGAUAUCGCUCGAAGAAUGUAGGGGCUGCUACGAUACACUGCCAAAUACAGAAAGACAGUAUAUCGGAUGGCUCCCACAAACUUUAGAGCAUUUAUUGGGGAAGAAGAGAGACGAAAAUGGGGAGGGAGAUGAAGAAGAUGAACAGAUACGUGAAGAAAACGAAGACGAAGUUGGAAGUGCCAAUGGGGGAGACAGAGACGCGGAGAGAGCAGGUGAGGAAGAAGAUAACAGCAGUGAUGAAGAUGAAGAUGGAGCUGUGGAGGGAGACGAAGCUCACGGGAAGAGAGUGAGUUCGUGGGAUAAACGCCGCAGAUUUCCCUCUUUGACUAAAAUCAAAAUACCAUCAUCACUGCACACGAUUUUAGAGAACUGCAAAGUGGAAAAGGGCUCCGGUCCCCUUUUUAAAGCUCUUUCUCAAGGGUAUCUUCCUACCUCUGGGGGCCUAGUGGCAGCAUAUUUAAAGAUUCGCCAGUGCGAGGAAAUCGGAGACAUUGUGAAGAUUCAUCGUCGGUUCGAUCUACGCAAUUUCUUUCUAUUGGCCACCGAAUAUGGGUAUUGUUCCGAAAAUGGAUUCGUCUGGGGUGCGGCAAAUAAACUCGCUAGAGAAAUAAAGGCGCAGCAUCCGUUGUCGGGCGACCAUGAUGAAAUACGCAAAAAUCUUCGCUCUGACAUAGAGCUGGGUCGAGGUUAUAACGCGUGGGUAUUGGAACUUGGACACCCAGGUUACCUGAUUGCUCUACCACUGGAGAUUUCAGAGACCGAAUACACGCACCGAGGCCUCCGUAAAUAUAUCCCUGAGGUAUCCAACUCCCUCCGUGGCUUGAAGAUUGAAAACAUCGUGAAAAAAUGGGAGUUAGAACGUCUUGGAGAGGAUAUUUCCUCAAAGUUACGGGAACGUUUUCGUCCUCUAGAGAUGUACAAAAAGCGGAAUGCUAGCCAAAACGGGCAUAAAUCGAAGUUGACUCUAUUAGGCGCGAAGAGGCGACGACAAGGAGUACAAAAGUACCAACUGAGAACUUUACAUCCUCCUGCACAUGAUGGCGAGACGCGUUCUACUGGAGACAACCAUAAUCAGCAUCUUCCGGAAGAGCCUAUACAUAGGCCUUCGAGGACGACGAAUUGCUCCCACAAUGCUGUUUUGACUACUGCCCAGCACGAGCGAGCUGCGUCACCAAAUCUUCCAUCAUCAACUGAAGCUCGACCCAGCACAUGCAAUGUUAUCCCAAGAACCGCGGUUACCGGGGCUCACCUGCCAUACGAACCAACCGUCCUACAGCCGCCGGUACUACAAGAGAUUCCCGAGGGUAUAUCAUUUCAACUAGCCCAACCUCAGUCUGACACGCAUGGUUCAUAUAACCAAGGCCCACGGAACGUACUAAGUUCUACGUUGGUGCAGGGUGGCUGGGCUAACACGCUUAUGUUUGACCCAGAGCUGUCCGGGCAGGGUGACUGGGCCAACAUUCUUAUGUUUGACCCAGAGUUGUCCGGGCAGGGUGACUGGGCCAACACGCUUAUGUUUGACCCAGAGCUGUCCGGGCAGGGUGACUGCCAACAUGCUUACAUUCAGAGGUGUCCAGGCAGGGUGACUGGAUUCUUAAGUUAA
Molecule: messenger RNA, 1692 nt
Organism: Microsporum canis CBS 113480
Lineage: Eukaryota; Fungi; Ascomycota; Eurotiomycetes; Onygenales; Arthrodermataceae
Exons: 4
Coding region: 1-1692 (563 amino acids)
Source: RefSeq, a predicted model, not a curated record